AUGGAAGGUGAUAUAUUUUCAGGAAUUGGAAACGGAUCACAAUUAGGAGUAGAUGGGAAAGUACUACAAACAUUUCAAAAGAGCUUUGUUCAAGUCCAAAACAUUUUGGAUCAAAACAGACUGCUGAUCAAUGAAAUCAAUCAGAAUCAAGAAUCUAAAUUACCUGUUAACUUGACAAGAAACGUGGGUCUAAUCAGAGAACUCAACAACAAUGUUAAAAGAGUGGUUGAUCUUUAUGGUGAUCUUUCAAACUCUUUUAGCAAAUCAAUGGAUGCAUCAUCUGAAGCUGAGUCAGGUGGGACAACAAGAUCUGAUGGGAAAAAAAGAGUGAGGUCUGGCUAA
Lactuca saligna is the source of this 342-nucleotide messenger RNA. The record is from the annotation of a GenBank genome assembly. Lineage: Eukaryota; Viridiplantae; Streptophyta; Magnoliopsida; Asterales; Asteraceae.